AUGAUCCAGGCCACGGGCGGCUUUGGCGGAGGCGUCGGCGCUGUGGAGCCGCCGGAGGAGGGGGAGCAGGAGGAGGAGGAGGAGGAGGAAACGCCGCCUCAGCAGCUCCUCCGGCGUUACCUCGCGGCGGCCGGGGGGCAGCUGGAGCCCGGGCUGUGCUCCUGCCCGCCGCCCUCGGCGGCCCCGCACCGAGCCCCGGGCUCCGGGCACCGAGGCGCGGAGGCGGCGGGCGCGCCGCGGCACGGGGGCAUGACCAACGGGGACUCGGGCUUUCUGCCGGGCCGGGGCUGGCGCGACCCGGAGGAGGCUCGCGGGCCGGCGCGCGCCGGCGGCCGGGAUCCCCGCCUCCCCCUAGAGGGGCCCGGCGCCGAGGGCGCGGACGCCGCGGGCAGCGGGUCCGACUGGGCCACGCCGCUCGAGGACCCGCUGCGGAGCUGCUGCCUGGCGGCGGCGGAGGGCAGCCCGGCCAGCGGCGGCAGCGGCAGCGAGGACUGGGAGCAGCCGGGGGCCGGGGCCGGGGGUCCCGAGGAGGGCGCGCCCCCCGCCACCGCGGCCGGGAGGACUAGUGGGGGCGCAGGGUUGGGCUUCUCCGACGUCCACCUCAACUCGCGGAACACGUUCGAGGUGAGCCGCCGCCACGGCGCCCGCGACCACCAGCCCCCGGCGGGGCCGCCGGUGCCCUCGUCCGUCGCGGAGCAGGGCCCCGCGGGGACCUCGGCCCGGGCUCGACGGAGCGGCGGCUUGGCCGACUUCUUCGCCAGAAACCUUUUUUCAAAAAGGACAAAGGAACUCAAAUCAGUUGUUCAUAGUGCUCCUGGUUGGAAAUUAUUUGGUCAAGUUCCUCCCAGAGAGAAUCUUCAGAAAACUUCGAAAAUUAUUCAGCAGGAAUAUGAAGCACGAACAGGAAGAGCCUGUAAACCACCACCUCAGUCUUCAAGACGUAAGAAUUUUGAAUUUGAGCCACUUUCUACCACUGCCCUCAUUCUUGAAGAUCGACCAUCAAAUCUUCCUGCCAAAUCUGUGGAAGAAGCUUUACGUCACCGACAAGAAUAUGAUGAAAUGGUGGUUGAGGCUAAAAAACGAGAAAUUAAAGAAGCACAUAAAAGGAAAAAAAUAAUGAAAGAACGAUUUAAACAAGAAGAAAAUAUUGCAAAUGCAAUGGUAAUUUGGAUCAAUGAAAUAUUGCCCAAUUGGGAAGUAAUGCGUAGUACAAGAAGAGUUCGAGAAUUGUGGUGGCAGGGAUUGCCCCCUAGUGUUCGUGGGAAAGUUUGGAGUCUAGCUGUAGGAAAUGAACUAAAUAUCACUCCUGAACUUUAUGAAAUCUUCCUAUCAAGAGCAAAAGAACGGUGCAAAAGCCUCAGUGAAACAAGUUCAGAGACUGAUACAGAAGGUGUAUCUAUUGCUGAUCGGGAGGCCAGUCUGGAAUUAAUUAAGUUGGACAUAUCCCGUACAUUUCCAUCUCUCUACAUCUUUCAGAAGGGUGGCCCAUAUCAUGAUGUUUUACAUAGUAUCUUAGGGGCAUAUACAUGUUACAGACCCGAUGUUGGUUAUGUCCAAGGGAUGUCCUUCAUAGCAGCAGUUCUUAUUCUCAAUUUGGAAGAGGCAGAUGCCUUCAUUGCGUUUGCAAAUCUGCUGAAUAAGCCAUGCCAGUUGGCCUUCUUCCGUGUGGAUCACAGCAUGAUGUUGAAAUAUUUUGCAACAUUUGAAGUAUUUUUUGAAGAAAAUCUCUCCAAACUAUUUCUUCAUUUCAAAUCUUAUAGUCUUACACCAGACAUAUACUUGAUAGACUGGAUCUUCACCCUAUAUAGCAAAUCACUACCACUUGAUCUGGCAUGUCGAGUUUGGGAUGUAUUUUGCAGAGAUGGAGAAGAAUUUUUAUUUAGGACUGGAUUAGGGAUCCUGCGAUUAUAUGAAGAUAUUCUCCUGCAGAUGGAUUUUAUUCAUAUAGCACAGUUUCUAACUAAAUUACCAGAAGAUAUUACAUCAGAAAAGCUGUUCAGCUGUAUUGCAGCAAUUCAGAUGCAGAAUAGCACCAAAAAAUGGCCUCAGGUCUUUGCAUCUGUAAUGAAGGAUAUUAAAGAAGGAGACAAGAAUAAUAGUCCUACUCUGAAAAGCUAA
Molecule: messenger RNA, 2118 nt
Organism: Pipistrellus nathusii (Nathusius's pipistrelle)
Lineage: Eukaryota; Metazoa; Chordata; Mammalia; Chiroptera; Vespertilionidae
Source: the annotation of a GenBank genome assembly